Mya arenaria is the source of this 3319-nucleotide messenger RNA. RefSeq lists its product as uncharacterized. Lineage: Eukaryota; Metazoa; Mollusca; Bivalvia; Myida; Myidae. The record is from RefSeq and is a predicted model, not a curated record. The coding region runs from base 106 to 2217 and encodes 703 amino acids. The transcript has 10 exons.
CAAAAUCUCGUUCAAAACGUCCCCUAAAGCGUCGGGUUCGGCAACUGACUUUUUCACCAGUAAAUUAUGAUUAAGUGCAAACGACCUUGAACACAAUAAGUAACCAUGGCAACCACAAACCUGCCCCCAACCCUGGGGGCAGCAACAUCUCAGUACAAGAUCCGAUGUAAGCCGGCCACUGUUCUUAUCGGGGAUCGUGAGUAUCUGUCUGCAACUGACGCCCUUGAGGCGUACCUCGGCCAAUAUGAGAGACAAGGGCUGACCACAAAACCGGCGUACAAACGAACAGUGAAUGACCUACUUAACCCAAAGUCCAGUCUCCAUCUGACAGCAGAGAGGUCACUAGACACAGGCAUCAGAGCAACAGAUACUGAGCUACGAUUGGCUGACCAGAAAGAGGCUGUAAAUGAAUCACUGUAUAAAAUGAAGAAAUCUGUGGCCCUGAAAGCAGAAGCCAAGAAAAAGUCUUUGAGAAGAACAAAAGAGCGUGUUGACGAGGCGUUAAACAAGUCCCAGGAACUCAUUAAGCAGAUUAAUGCUGACAACAUACCCAAAACAAUCCAUUGUCCAAGUGAUGUCGGGUCUUUAACUACUGACAUACUUGUGUCCAUGAACCCAUUGGAUGGUUAUAGUGAUAACCAAGACCCCGGGGCUGGAGGGGUUGUGGCCCAGCCCACAUGGAAGAGUAAACACGUGUUUGGGUAUAAGAGGCCCCGCAAUAGGCGCUCCAAGACUCUGAGCAGUCUGCAGAUUGCUCAUGACAUGAUGGGCCUCAUUGAAGAACAGCCGAACCAGAGCUUCACUGCUCAACCCCAUGAGAAGAGUGUGACAUUCCAGACAGACAUGGUGGCGAAGAGUCACAGCAAGUAUGAUGAUGAGGUUUCCAUACUCCUUGGGGAAUCCCCGAACACUUCCCGUCAUGGUAGAUCACCCAACAAGAGUCUGCGAGAACGUAGCCGAUCAGUAUCACCAUCCAUUUUAAAACGAGAACGGCACUUGUUUGAAUCAGGCUUACGCAAUAAGCCUAUCCCCGAUUAUUACACAGACUUUAACAGUUCUGCAGCUAAAGCCCCUAGCUGGAUUGAUACGAUGAAUCUCUCUGACGUUUCUGAUACUGACUGGAAAAAACGAGACUUUACCGUCUCUAAACCCCCUCCGAGCUGGGUAAAUGAUAUUGACAAUUCUGAUAUAACCAGUGUAAUAUCAGCACCAAAGCCGGCUAAAAAGUUGGCAUUUGAGGAUCUUCUUCGACCGCUGCCUGUUAUAAAUACUCAACAAAACUCCUCGUACAACAGUGAUGCUAAUGAUACUCUACCUGCCCCGGGCCUUACCUACAAGGACUUAUUGGGCGAUACCUCACAACUGGCUAAUACUCCAAACAAGCAGAGAAGUGGCUCACCUACAUUAUCAGAAAAACUUACCAACCUGAAAACAAAGACAAACGAGGCUCUCAAGCGUUACCACCACCGGGUGCAACAGGAUAUAGACCUCGACACGCCAUCCAGAGGCAGCAACCCUUACAGUGGUGACGGGGUACCGAGAUGUUCCAGCCUGGACACAGCUGCACUGAUUGCAGGGAUUCCUCCACUCGGGAAUGACAUCUCUGGGGCAUCACCCAUCAAACCGGCAAGGGACAAUGACAGUACGAUCACUGCUAGAGGCAGUCCGGGUAAGGACCGACGUGGCAGGUCCCUGUCACCAGGAUGUGGGCGGGGAAGGUCAAGGUCACCAGAUACAGACAUUGUCCUUGAGGGAGACAGGCCGUGGGAGAAGACUGUCUCAUAUAAGCCCCCAGUGUUGGUGUCCGCAGACAGAAGGGCAGGCAAUGAUGCACAGAACUACUCAGGUGGGUCGCAGCCAGGCAGCCUGGAGGCUCUAAAGAACAUGAUAUUCAAACUCCAGCAGGAGGCUGUCACGACCGACAGUGAAGAUGAGGGGUCUCGCUCACAGCUGUCUGCUAAGGUAUCCAAGUUAAAAGCGGAGGCAGCAAACCUCGGAAUAAGUGUUCCCGUGGGAGAAGUCCCGGAGGGCAGGAAAAGUAGGAAACAAGCUGGAAAUAAUCCCACACUCGAGGAUUACGACUUCCAGGGGGAACCUGGUGGACAGUCCCUAGAAAAAGCAUUGGUGCAUCUAGACCGACUGAAAACCUUGGUGAACACACAUGAGAAGGCUGAAAGCAAUGCUGGAGUUAUCCCCCUUUGUGCAAAUACAGAAUGAUGACAUGAUAUAAUCCAAACUGUUGUACACUGAACAAUGGAACAGUGUUUACUAUGUUGAUUUUGUUUUUAACAAAGACUUGGAAGGCAUUGAUAUUUGAGAUUUUUUGCACUGUGAUACUGUUUUGUCGUUCUAAAUGUUCUUGUUAUAUUCUACAAGAAUGCACAGCAUGGGAAACCAAGUUGUAUUAGCCCCCUCAUGUUUUUACCUUGUCACAAUUGCUUAGAAAGUUAAGGAAAAUAUAAAGAUUAUUAACAUAUCCAUAUUUAAGCGAGAUUCCUUUAGGGAACAUGAGUAUGGUUAUAAUUUUCCUACCCUGUCAGUGAAUGUGUAAAAUGUCCAAUGAUCAAACAUCAACAAUGGCAUAUUUUCAUUUUGUCCUGUGUAACUGCCAAGUAGGGCUGACAAAAUUGUCUGGUGUAUCAACUGGGCAAAAAUUGUACAACCAAAUAUGUUUCUCUGUGAGAUUGAUAAUUACAUUGAACAGUAACUUGGUUGUGUAAUAUGCAAUCAGUAUUGAUUUUUAAUUGACAACAAUGCAGUUGAUUAAGUCCCUAAAUUAUAAACAAAAUAAUGACAACAAGAAAUUGUCCUGUGUUACUUAUGUCGGACAGAACAUUUCUGCUUUUGUAUACACUUCCCCAUGUUGAAUUUGUUUCUUUAAUUGGUUUAAGUUAACAUUUGACAUUAUAUUAAGGUUUAAAAUUUGAAAAUAUGUCAAUCCUAGUCUUUACACCUGAGUAAAAGAAUGAUACGGAUAAAUACGGAAUCAGAUUUUAUAUACUCCUAGAACGAAGGGUAAUUUUUAUUUUUCAUGUACAUUUCAUAUAAUUUCAAUUUCAUGUAUGCAUAAACUGUAUAAAGUUCACAGUGAAUAGACAGUUUACUCUUAGCAAAAUGUACAUCGUUUUUUGAUAACCUGUCAUGUUACUGGUACUCUUUUUUUCUGUCAAAAGUAGAAAUAUUCAACCAGAAGUUCAUGCAAACCAUCACUAUCAUUUUAUUUAUCUAAAUUAUCAUAUAAUGCACAUGUAUGACUUGUAAUCGUUCAUUUUUGCAUUGAAUAAAAAUGAUUUUAUUUAUUAAAUAAAGAAAUACAUGU